Molecule: messenger RNA, 2396 nt
Organism: Drosophila serrata
Lineage: Eukaryota; Metazoa; Arthropoda; Insecta; Diptera; Drosophilidae
Biological process (GO): cell surface receptor protein tyrosine kinase signaling pathway; multicellular organism development; positive regulation of kinase activity
Cellular component (GO): plasma membrane; signaling receptor complex
Molecular function (GO): transmembrane receptor protein tyrosine kinase activity; ATP binding
Source: RefSeq, a predicted model, not a curated record
AUGUCACAAUCAAGAACUUUGACGGAUAUUCGCCCUGGUAAUGCUCAUCCUGCUGGCGGGCCUUCUGAUUCCUUGGGGCCCCAGAGUUGGGUGAACAAUACAACAACCACCAUCAUUCCAACUGUGGUAUCCUUGGCCACGGGUACCGAAUCGGAGGAGCACAUGAAUACGCAUCGGUAUGUAACCAGUCUACCAAAAACCGGUAACACAACUAGCAAAACUAUGGAUACCGUGACAAGGAUGCGUUUAAAUCCCACACCAAAUGGUGAGAUCACCGAAGUCAGCACCAAUGUAACGCUUUACAUGGAAAAGAUUCCACGUCUUCAGGUGCGUUGGCAGGACAAUUUACCCGAAGGAACUUCCUAUAAUGUCCUCGUCAGCGCCUUGAACAACACCCGAUGUCCGGAUGCUCCUUGCAGUGAGUACGGCAUUAAGGGCAAACCUUCUGCUCCCAACUUCGUUUACCUGCCCCUGAAUCACCUGAAUGUGGAGUCGGUGGACUGCAACUAUAUGUUUGGGUGCCAGUACAAGGUCACUGUGGAGACCUCAAAUGCGAUGGUUCGUCGCUCCGCCCGCGUCUUUGUUCCACAGUGCCUGGAGGGCAAGUGUUCUUGCCAAUUGGCUCCCACACCGCCGAGGGUCCUGGCCAUGGGAAAAAUGCUUAGUAAUGACACCAUUAGCAUCAGUGUCUCGAUACUGGCCAGUGAGCAGUUGCGAAAGGAGCAGGAUUCGCAUUUACACAACACACUGGGGACCUACAAAAUGCAGUUGAAAAUCAACGAGGAGACAAAUCCCUCGCCCUGGGGAGGAGUUUUGAAGCACCUGCUGACCCGUGUCUACAAAUUAAGCGAACUGGGCUUCAAGGCCACGCCGAAGGGCUUCGAGGGCAGCAUAAAACUUGGCCUGGGAACGCAGCUUAAGGAGAAGGCCUCCCUCAGUCUGCAGGCAGUGAUCAUUGAUCCUGCGGGCUGCGAGGGACCACGUAGUGUGGCCAAGGUGCCAGUGCCUGCGAAUCCCAUUCUGCUGACCGAGGGAGACAGUGUGAGCAACUCCAUUAUGGUUAUGAGUGGCAUGCUAAUAGCCAUCAUUUUGGCUGGCCUAAUUAUGCUUCUCCUGCGAUGGCGGAAAGUAAGGACGAAUGCCAAGUUACCGCAGGAGCAGAUAUACAUACAGACUUUUGCAUCCUCUGCCAUUGAGAUGGAAGAUAAUGUUAACUAUGUGGACAAAUACGUCGAGAAGUCCCAGCUUCUGGGUCUCGCAGAUAUAUUUGAGGUUCCCCACUCGGCCAUCCAAAUAGGACGCAUCCUGGGCGAGGGUGCAUUUGGACGCGUCCACGAGGCAACGGCCAUUAAUUUGCGCCGGAUGAGGGGCACCACCAUUGUGGCUGUGAAACAGCUGAAGCCCAAUCCUAAGGCGGAUGAGGUGGCCGAGUUCCUGUCAGAGAUUGAGAUGCUCAAAGGUGUGGGCACCCACCACAAUGUGGUGUGCUUGGGCUGCUGCACCAUCAAGCCACCAUACCUGAUGAUAAUGGAGUAUGUGGGUCAAGGCAACUUGCAAACUUAUCUGCGCUCGUUGCGCAAGGAGGCCGGCAAGUUAAAACUGCGAAAUGCCAACUACACCAGCUGCAGACCCAUCUCGGCCAAUAGCACGUCAUCCCCAAAGGCACCCAGCGUGAAUUACAUCGAAUUGAAGGCUUCCAGUCAGGCCAUUGAUGUGCAAUCCACGGAUGACUUAAAUUCCAUUGCCAUGAAUGGCUUUGGACCGCCCCAGGCAUCCCGACGAGAAGCCACCUAUAGCAUUGUGGAGGAGGAGGUGUCGUUCGAGCAUGUCUUGGAUAAUAAAGAGUUGCAUAACUUUGCCCUGCAAAUAGCUAAUGGAAUGCGAUUCUUGGAAGAGCAGGAGAUAACGCAUCGUGACCUCGCUGCUCGAAACGUACUGAUUGACAGUGAUAAAACCUUGAAAAUAUCAGAUUUUGGUCUUUCAAGGCAUGGAAUAUAUACGAAUACAAAGACGCGAAAGCUCCCACUUCGCUGGCUAUCCAUAGAGGCCAUUCGUGACAAUGUCUACUCGAGCAAGAGUGACAUUUGGGCAUAUGGAGUGGUCCUGUGGGAGAUUGGCACCCUGGGCGCCUCACCAUAUCCCACGAUUAGCAACAGCGAGCUGAUACCCUUCCUGCUGGCGGGUAACCGACUGGAGAGGCCAGAGAUCUGUACGCCACAGGUUUACACCAUUAUGCUGCAGUGCUGGCUGGAGGAUCCCGAGGAACGGCCCACUUUUGAUGCCCUGUACAAGGUGCUGCGCCCAAAGACCGCCUACGUUGAUAUCAACAGUCUCAGUGAUGACUGUUUUCCGCCUAUCAACGAGAAUAGGGAAUAGAAAGCACCAUUAGCUAAUAU